Molecule: messenger RNA, 1236 nt
Organism: Metarhizium robertsii ARSEF 23
Lineage: Eukaryota; Fungi; Ascomycota; Sordariomycetes; Hypocreales; Clavicipitaceae
Product: Cytochrome P450 CYP55A20
Exons: 6
Coding region: 1-1236 (411 amino acids)
Molecular function (GO): oxidoreductase activity, acting on paired donors, with incorporation or reduction of molecular oxygen; heme binding; monooxygenase activity
Source: RefSeq, a predicted model, not a curated record
AUGGAGCCUCCCGCCGAAUAUGCUCGUCUGCGGGCCACUGAUCCGGUGUCGAGGGUUGAGCUCUUUGACGGGAGCCUUGCUUGGUUAGUAACCAAGUACAAGGAUGUGACCUUUGUGGCAACGGAUAACAGGCUGUCCAAGAUUAGGACGCGUCCGGGUUUCCCAGAGCUAAGUGCCGGUGGCAAAGAGGCGGCAAAGGCCAAACCGACGUUUGUCGACAUGGACCCCCCAGAGCACACGAAACACAGGCAGGUAACUCGUCCAGUGCACAGGUUCCAUUGUCUAACAAGCCCCUAUAGGAGCAUGGUGAACCAUUUCUUCACCCCCGAGUAUAUCAAGUCGUUGCAGCCAUAUAUCCAGAAGACAGUGGAUGAUCUCCUCGAUGCGUUGAAAACCAAAGGGUGUGCCUCUGGGCCCGUUGACUUGGUCAAGGAAUUCGCACUUCCAGUGCCCUCAUUUAUCAUCUACAGCAUUCUCGGAGUCCCGUUCGAAGACCUUCAGUUUCUCACAGAGCAAAAUGCUAUCCGCACCAAUGGCAGUGCAUCCGCGAGAGAGGCAUCAGCCGCUAGCAAGGGACUUCUCGAGUAUCUCGAAAAGCUGGUCGAUCUGCGGGCUGCGGCCCCAAAGGACGACCUCAUCAGCAAGCUGGUAGUGGAGCAAAUGAUUCCUGGAAACAUCUCCAAGGCCGAUGUUGUUCAGAAUGCGUUCCUGCUUCUCGUUGCAGGGAAUGCGACCAUGGUGAAUAUGAUAGCGCUCGGUGUCGUGACGCUUUUCCAGCACCCUACUCAACUUGCUGAGCUGACGGCUGAUCCAUCACUUGCACCUGCAUUUGUGGAAGAGCUGUGUCGCUACCACACUGCCUCUGCCAUGGCCAUUAAGCGGACAGCCAUGACGGACAUUGAAAUCGGGGGAAAGGUACUUGUCAAGGCGGGCGAGGGCGUUAUCGCGUCGAACCAGUCGGCUAAUCGAGAUGAAGAGAUAUUUACACGACCAGACGAGUUCGACAUGCACCGCAAGUGGCCGAGCCAAGAUGCGCUCGGCUUCGGCUUCGGCGAGCAUCGAUGCAUUGCAGAGGGUCUGGCCAAGGCGGAGCUGACGACUGUCUUUUGUAAGAUUUCUCCUCCAACAAUUAAUCAUGAAGAGUCUACAGCGUGGAGAGGUGCUGACCAUGUUAUUACCAUUAGCGACUCUGUUCCAGCAGCUUCCCAAGCUCAAGAUUUCUGUGCCAAUCCCUGA